AGUGACCGUUCUGUUAUCUAUCCAAAUCUCUUUUCCGUCACAAGUGUAAGAUUUUCCUGAGUCGUGAAAUGUGCAGUGUGGCUUUGAAACUCAAACUACGUUGUUCUUCUCCAAGCGGUAUCGAUUCCAUUGAUAAGUUUCAUGCGUUUUUGAAUUACAAAAUCAUUUGAUGUAUGAUUUAUACUCUAUGUUGUACUGUCGUUGUACGAGAUUUCCAUUUAGGAACAAAAUGAUUUUAUCCUUGAGAAAUUGGCAAAAGGUUUUGAAACUUGAGUCACUAUACAAUUUGUAACACGAAGUCUUUAACCAAAGGACUUUUCCAUCUGAUUUGUGUAGAGGUGGCCAUAUUGAUUGCUUUAUUAAACAGAGCUCCCAGCUCUCCAUUGUUUCUCAAAAUGAUCAAAGAAUUUUGUUGCAGAUAAUAUUUAACAGGGGAAAAAAAAAUAGUCUACAAUGGGGCUGACAAUAUCUGGCCUCUUUGGACGCCUCUUUGGAAAGAAACAGGUGCGAAUUUUGAUGGUUGGUCUGGAUGCUGCUGGGAAAACGACCAUUCUGUAUAAAUUGAAGUUGGGAGAAAUUGUUACCACUAUUCCAACUAUUGGGUUUAAUGUGGAAACAGUGGAGUAUAAGAAUAUUUCUUUCACAGUUUGGGAUGUUGGUGGUCAAGAUAAGAUCCGUCCACUUUGGAGACAUUAUUUUCAAAAUACGCAGGGCUUGAUCUUUGUUGUCGAUAGCAAUGACAGGGAACGUAUCGAAGAAAGUCGAACAGAACUGCACAAGAUGCUUUCCGAGGACGAACUUCGAGAUGCCACUUUGCUUGUUUUUGCGAAUAAACAAGAUCUGCCAAAUGCAAUGAGCGCUGCCGAAUUGACUGAUAAGCUUGGUCUUCAUAAUUUGCGAUCACGGCAGUGGUAUAUCCAGGCAACUUGUGCAACACAAGGACAUGGUUUAUAUGAAGGUUUGGAUUGGCUUUCGAACCAACUUUCCAAAAGCUAAAUCCGUUGCCUUCUCUCAACACAUAUAGUGCUCUUUUUCAUAUCACUAACGCGUUAUUUUCAAUUAUUUAUUAUUAUGAUUAUUUUCAUCACUCCAAUCAUUAUCGGGAUAAUUUGUAUUCAUGAAUGAUGGAAUGAUUGGCGAUUGUGAUGUUUCCCUAUUGUUUUUCCUAACGGAAAUCGUAUUUUCAUCUUUCUUUAUCGUUUUUGUCCCUUCUCGUUUGUUAAGUCCAAGUUGGCAUGCACAAAAUGUACUUCAUUGACAAAAGUGUUCCUAACAUUUUUGAAUGUUUUCUUGUGUCCCCUCGCACUUUGUUAACUUACCAUUCUUUCGUAGAAGAUGAGAAACACUUCGGUCUUCAGGAAUCUUAUGAAGAAUUCUUCAUCUCCCAGUAGUGAGCGCUAUAGCAACAUUACGGUCUUUAUUAUAAAUUUCAAAAAUCCGAACUGUUGCUGGCAAUAUUUUUCUCAUGCUGUUGAUUUUUGUUGGUGGUGCUUUCCUAUAGCUAUUUCGAUUUGAAUAAAUUACUGACUUCACUUCCCCCUGAAAUCGAGUUUUCGCGAA
Messenger RNA from Loa loa (African eye worm), 1560 nucleotides. Its product is annotated as ADP-ribosylation factor 4. NCBI's taxonomy places the organism in Eukaryota, Metazoa, Nematoda, Chromadorea, Rhabditida, Onchocercidae. Bases 454 to 996 code for a protein of 180 amino acids. The record is from RefSeq and is a predicted model, not a curated record. Gene Ontology annotation, cellular component: cytoplasm; plasma membrane. The transcript is spliced from 5 exons. Gene Ontology annotation, biological process: vesicle-mediated transport; intracellular protein transport. Gene Ontology annotation, molecular function: GTP binding; GTPase activity.